Messenger RNA from Seminavis robusta, 1473 nucleotides. Lineage: Eukaryota; Bacillariophyta; Bacillariophyceae; Naviculales; Naviculaceae. The record is from the annotation of a GenBank genome assembly.
AUGUCAGAAGACCGCCAUGCUUUUUCGGAACCUCGUGCCAUUGUUGGUUUGCCCUUGCCAACAUGGGACGUGGACGUGUUUCGAGAUGGCGUUCCCGAACCGAUUUUGACGUUGCGGGUCGACGAGACGACGUUGCCGCCGCGUCGAUCCAAGAAAAAGAAAAUUGUGUGGAAGCUUCCCGAUUCACUCGACCAGAUUCCUCGGUUUGGAGCCGACGAGAAGCGUCGACUCUUGGAUUUGUUCAAGAAUCUCAAGAAAGAGAAACGACGCAAAUCCAAGCGCGGCAGUUUGACCGGCGACGCCUUGACGGAAAGCGGUGGUGAGGAAACCAAUGAGGACUGGACAGCAAGCACCAACAGCACGAAUGGCAAGAACAACGAACAAGACGAGGAAGAAGAAGACGUGAUUGCCAAACCCAAAAAUGGCAAUCAUGCCAUGACCAAUGGACACAAUAAGGAGAAACCGUCUCCUCCUCCUGUGAAGAAUCCUCCCGAUUUGGUGGACGAAAAGCCGCUUCCGCCACCACCAAAUCAGAAACAGAAACAACAGCUACAGCCACCACAAAAAUUCACGUCCAAGCCUCCUCCUGGAAUGACCUUGACGCGUCGUAAUUCGGCGCCAUUGCCACCCGGAAUUCCUCCACCAGCUGCAGCCCAACAAGGAACCACCAACGGAGUACAUGCGCCAGUGUCUCGUGGGAGGUUGUUACCAACCACCGCCUGGAAUUGGAAUGUCAGAGCCCAAUCCAUGCCACUCGAAGACACAGAACCACCACAAUCCACACCACCUCAAGCAAAACAAAAACAACUUCCACAACAACAAGAGCCACCACCACCACCAUCUAUACAACCACAAAAUGGACAUUCCCACAAUCAUCAUCAUCAUAUACCACCAUCACAGCCACCACAACCAUCACGGCCAUCACAACCGCCACAAGAAAUACCACAGUCACAUUCUCUGUCUCCACCAGGAGGACCCGCCAUUAAUCCUUCAGCGGUACUACCUUCCAUACAGCCGCUAGCACUCCCACCCGCACGAUUUUUGAAAUUCCCCACCACUACAAUGUCACCCGAUUUGUUUGCCCAACAAGUCGCCAAUUUGUACAUUUCCCUAUUACAGAGUGGCCAAGUCGAAGAAUUACUCCUCUACUACACAUUGACAGCACAAAAAUCAUUGUCGUUGAAAUCCGCCAAGAGCAUGUGUCACACGCCAUCGGAAAUGAAAAUUCAACUCACGUCCCUCGUCGGAUGUGCCUUUGCCGUACAAGGUAUCACCGUACAACAGGGAGCCAUGAACUCGCUCUUGUUGAUUUGGUCGGGGAUUUGUCAAUUGGCGGGACAACAACAUGGAUUCUGUCAAACCAUCAUUUUAAUGCCGCUGCUGCCGGUAGUCGAUACAACCAAUGGAAGUGACCAUUCGAAUAUUCAAUAUCAAAUUCAAAAUGAUGCACUGGUGCUCUUGACCAAUGAUUGA